UCCAAAUAAUUUGAAAUUUUUUUAUUUUAACUAUACUAGUGACUAUUGAUAGUAACAGAUGGAACCAAUAGAUGGGGCAUUCUUUUUUUUCUAACCCAAAAGACGAGCAAUAUUGAGUCUUUGUACAGGAAAGACAUGCCAACUUUUUCAAUGUUCAUUCUUGUCCAUCAUUUUCUCUUACAAAAACAAAUAAUGAGAAGGUUCAAUAAUUUAAGAAGAGAGUUGCGGUUUGUUUGUGUUAUAAAUGUCCAAAACAUAAAAUGAUAAUUUAUUGAAUGCGCAGUUAAAUCAAACUAAAUCUUUAAAACUAGUACCUUUUUUCAGGGAAAAUAAAAAUUAGAGUAUUUGGUUUGAGGUGUUCUAAUUUAGGAUUUUUUUUUUUUGUUUAUUUGUUUAUUAUUCAUUAUAACAUUUUUUUUUAUAUUUAAUAUUUAGCUUAUUGAAUUUUAGACUUGGAAAGUUUAGGACUGCACAGAUAUUCCAUAAAGACUUGGAAAUCUGGCAGUCAUCUAGCAACUGCAUGGAAAUGUAUUUGUCUUCCGGCAGGAUAAUAUAUCAUAUAUAGCUAACAUGUGUUUACAUGGCGUUGUAAAAUUUGCAGUGAAGCAAAGGAAAAAAUAACCAUUAUGGCCACAUCUAUCUUGAAAAAUAAAGCCCUGUUCCUUAUUUCUCUUGUCCUGUUUAUUCUGUUACAUUCAGCGUUUAACAUUGCUUCUGAUUCUGCCGAACAAGCAAAUUCUCUUCUGAAAUGGGCCGCAACUCUUCAUAACCAAAAAUACUCCAACCGAUCUCCAUGGCCUCUCCUUCCUGAAAAUUCCACCAAUCCCAAUGCAAAAACAAGCCCAUGCACUUGGCUUGGACUUUCUUGCAACCGUGGAGGAAGUGUUGUUAGAAUAAACCUUACUACUUCUGGUUUAAAUGGUACGCUCCAUGAACUGUCUUUCUCAGCUUUUCCUGAUCUUGAAUUUCUUGACCUCAGCUGUAACUCCCUCUCUAGCACAAUCCCACUUGAAAUCACUCAGCUGCCCAAACUCAUUUUUCUUGAUUUGUCCUCUAAUCAGCUGUCUGGCGUUAUUCCACCAGACAUUGGCCUCUUAACAAAUCUUAACACCUUACGCCUUAGUGCUAAUCGUUUGGAUGGCUCAAUCCCUUCUUCUGUGGGUAAUUUGACUGAGUUGGCAUGGUUGCAUCUCUAUGACAAUCGAUUUUCUGGUUCCAUUCCUUCAGAAAUGGGAAACUUGAAAAACUUAGUUGAACUUUUCAUGGAUACGAACCUUCUUACAGGUUCCAUCCCUUCUACAUUUGGGAGCUUGACAAAGCUAGUUCAGUUGUUUCUUUACAACAAUCAACUUUCUGGUCAUAUUCCUCAAGAACUCGGAGACUUAAAGUCUCUAACCAGCCUAAGCCUUUUCGGAAACAAUCUUUCUGGCCCGAUUCCAGCAUCACUAAGCGGUCUAACAAGUCUUACCAUUCUUCAUCUCUAUCAAAAUCAACUCUCUGGCACCAUUCCUGAGUUAGGAAACUUGAACUCUCUUUCUAAUUUAGAGCUGAGUGAGAAUAAACUUACUGGCUCUAUUCCUGCUUCAUUAGGUAAUCUGAGCCGGUUAGAAUUAUUAUUUCUCAAAAACAACCAACUCUCAGGUCCAAUUCCUGAACAAAUAGCAAACCUAUCAAAGCUGUCUCUACUUCAACUACAAAGCAACCAGUUGACAGGUUAUUUGCCCCAAAACAUCUGUCAAAGCAAAGUGCUUCAGAAUUUUAGUGUCAAUGACAACCGUCUCGAAGGUCCGAUUCCCAAAAGCAUGAGAGAUUGCAAAAGCCUUGUCAGACUCCACCUAGAAGGAAACCAAUUCAUUGGAAAUAUAUCUGAAGAUUUCGGUGUCUAUCCAUACCUUCAAUUUGUUGAUAUAAGAUACAAUAAAUUCCACGGGGAAAUAUCAUCUAAAUGGGGAAUGUGUCCUCAUUUGAGCACUCUAUUGAUUUCAGGAAACAAUAUUAGUGGUAUCAUACCACCAGAGAUUGGAAAUGCAGCUCGGCUACAAGGGCUUGAUUUCUCCUCCAAUCAACUAGUUGGUAGGAUUCCUAAGGAGUUGGGAAAGUUGACUUCUUUGUUGCGAGUGAAUUUAGAAGACAAUCAGCUGUCUGAUGGUGUACCUUUAGAAUUCGGAUCAUUGACUGAUCUUGAGUCUCUGGACCUGUCCGCCAAUAGAUUCAAUCAAUCAAUUCCAGGAAACAUUGAAAACUUAGUUAAACUAAACUAUCUAAAUUUGAGCAAUAAUCAGUUUAGCCAAGAAAUUCCAAUCCAGUUGGGGAAGUUAGUUCACUUGUCUAAGCUGGACUUGAGUCAGAACUUUCUCAUAGGAGAGAUACCAUCAGAAUUGAGCGGCAUGCAAAGCCUGGAGGUGUUAAAUCUCUCUCGCAAUAAUCUCUCUGGUUUUAUACCAGGCGAUUUAAAGGAAAUGCACGGCUUGUCGUCAAUCGACAUAUCGUACAACAAAUUGGAAGGUCCCGUUCCUGACAAUAAAGCAUUUCAGAAUUCUUCAAUAGAAGCAUUUCAAGGGAACAAAGGAUUGUGUGGACAUGUUCAAGGACUGCAACCUUGCAAACCUUCUUCGACAGAGCAAGGCAGCUCAAUAAAAUUCCAUAAAAGGUUGUUUCUUGUCAUUUCCCUUCCUCUUUUUGGAGCUUUCUUGAUUCUCUCCUUCCUCGGAGUUCUUUUCUUUCAAUCAAAGAGGUCAAAGGAAGCUCUUGAAGCAGAAAAAAGCAGCCAAGAGAGCGAGGAAAUACUUUUAAUAACAAGUUUUGAUGGUAAAAGUAUGCAUGAUGAGAUCAUAGAAGCUACCGAUAGUUUAAAUGAUAUAUACUGCAUUGGAAAGGGAGGAUGCGGCAGCGUGUACAAAGCCAAAUUGUCAUCAGGAAGCACAGUGGCCGUAAAGAAACUUCACCAGUCUCAUGAUGCUUGGAAGCCAUACCAAAAGGAGUUCUGGAGCGAGAUAAGGGCAUUAACUGAAAUAAAGCAUAGAAACAUUGUAAAAUUUUAUGGUUUCUGUUCAUAUUCAGCGUACUCAUUUUUGGUCUAUGAGUGCAUCGAAAAAGGGAGCUUGGCCACAAUUUUGCGCGACAAUGAAGCAGCUAAAGAAUUGGAAUGGUUUAAGAGGGCAAGCAUAAUCAAAGGUGUUGCUAAUGCCCUAUCAUAUAUGCAUCAUGAUUGCUCACCACCGAUUGUUCAUCGAGAUAUAUCAAGCAAAAACAUAUUGCUAGAUUCUGAGAACGAAGCCCGUGUAUCUGAUUUCGGAAUUGCUAGAAUUCUGAAUCUUGAUUCAUCCCAUCGUACUGCCCUGGCAGGCACAUUCGGAUAUAUGGCUCCAGAGCUAGCUUACAGCAUAGUCGUGACAGAGAAAUGCGAUGUAUACAGCUUUGGGGUGCUAGCAUUAGAAGUGAUCAAUGGAAAGCAUCCAGGAGAAAUCAUAUCUUCUAUCUCCUCUUCCUCCUCAACCAGGAAGAUGCUACUGGAAAAUAUUGUAGACCUGAGGCUUCCAUUUCCUUCACCAGAAGUUCAAGUUGAAUUGGUAAACAUAUUGAACCUUGCAUUUACAUGCCUGAACUCCAAUCCACAAGUUCGACCGACCAUGGAAAUGAUUUGUCAUAUGUUAUAAGCUAAAUAAUAAGUGUUAGUUGUAGUUGAGUUUGCUCUGCUUGUAUACAUUGGAGUUUCAUGUUAGGUUCAACUAAGCUCCAUCUUUU
Ricinus communis (castor bean) is the source of this 3744-nucleotide messenger RNA. Its product is annotated as MDIS1-interacting receptor like kinase 2-like. Gene Ontology annotation, biological process: protein phosphorylation; hormone-mediated signaling pathway. The record is from RefSeq and is a predicted model, not a curated record. The transcript has 2 exons. Gene Ontology annotation, molecular function: ATP binding; protein kinase activity; protein binding. Bases 627 to 3656 code for a protein of 1009 amino acids. NCBI's taxonomy places the organism in Eukaryota, Viridiplantae, Streptophyta, Magnoliopsida, Malpighiales, Euphorbiaceae. Gene Ontology annotation, cellular component: plasma membrane.